Molecule: messenger RNA, 2938 nt
Organism: Ostrea edulis (European flat oyster)
Lineage: Eukaryota; Metazoa; Mollusca; Bivalvia; Ostreida; Ostreidae
Exons: 4
Coding region: 7-2475 (822 amino acids)
Source: RefSeq, a predicted model, not a curated record
UAUGAAAUGAGAAUUUCGAUGCGCUAUAGUGUACUCACAAUCUUCGAGGGAAAGGAGGAGGAAGAGCGGCGGACCACUGAUAAAGAUGUGGGCAGCACUUCGUUGGUACUCAAGCAACCAACAAAAGAUAGGGACAAACCGCAGGGCAGAAAUAGAAACAACACUACCAAAAAUUCAGUAUUGUAUUGUGAGAUUACCAAAGAUGACAAUCAAAACCUGCUGGUAAACAAGUUGUCGCUAUACAAACACGUUUAUAUUCCAAACCGACUCAGAGUUCUACAAACAUCGACCCAGAGUCUGUCACUUUCUCUGGGCGAGUUUGCAGUGUUACUACAACGAUAUGAUCCAGAUUCCAUAGAAACGGAGAGGAUUACAAAUUUUCGUAAUCUUAUUCAAAUAACCUGCGAGAAAAUGUUUAAAACAGGUAGCAGAAAAUAUAUUCUGUUCAACAAGCACACUGAUUCUGAAAUAAAUGGGUACAACUUAUCUCAGAAUGCCAAUACGACACCAGAGCCGGACACAGAAAAAGAAAGUAUAUUGAAUGAGAUAAAUGAGCCAGAGUCUGCGCCCAUGAUUGAAAGAGAAACGAUGAAUAAAGGGCCAUUAUUAGGGAAUCGAAAACCUGCCACAGAAGAAGCAAAUACAUUCGCCUCCUCCCAAUUGUCAUUUGAAGACCAGUUUGGUCAUCUGUCGAUCUUUGCUCAACAAAGUAGCCCAGGAAAAGAAAGCGGCACAGACCCAGAAGAGAUAGCAAAAUCGGCUAUUAAUGGCAUGUUGGCGAAAUGUAUUGAAAACCUCCAUAAACCCACUGUGAACAGCCGUUUGUCUGGUAGAAACGCUCACACCCUCGUGUCCAAUAUAAACAUCAGAAAUCCCAUCUCCAAGAUGAGAAGGUGUUCUACGCAGGAGAUGGUACAUUUGCAGAAUGAGCUGGAGAGGAAAUUCUCAACGGAGAAGAACAAUCUAGAACAGGAGAACGAUCAUCAGUUCAGCCAUGGCGAUGGAGAGGCUUUGCAACAAUCAGCAGACGACAUUGAGCAAUCAACGGAAAACAUGGAAUGUCUUCGUCGGCAGAGGAUGGAACGUUUGCAACAGCUAAGGAAUGUAUUGGAACAAAAGAAAGGGGAACGGAAGGACCUAGAUAACAGAUCAAAAUUAAAGAACGAAAUGGAACCGAACAGCGAAAUGGUGAGAGGAGAGCACAUCGAUGAGGAUGGUGAAACUGAUGAGGAAAACGAAGGAGUGGUGAUUACUAAGGCUCCGACUUACAUCGAUGUGCACAUUGUCCCUCCACGGAGAGGUAUCAGGAGUAUUUAUAGGGAGGUUGAGCGCGUCCAGUGUUCCUCCAGCACGGAAAACUCGGACAUCACAGAUACAGACAGGAAAGGGUGUGAUGACGACAGUUGUCCACUCGGGCUCUCUGAUUUAAACUUCAGAUCACUUAUUGAUGCUAAAAAGGAAAGCAAACCCGAAAGUAGGUCAUCCCCUUCUAUCAGUCGACACUCGUCAGCAACCAUUAACAGGCGCCAUUCACCAGCCGCAGAGAAAUCAAACCAGGGCACACACAUUGAUUUACCAAGCGACCAAAUAACAAGUGCCCAAGAUUCUGAAAAUGGAGAGCCAAAGACUGAAAAGGAUCUGUACUCUAUGUAUGAGAAAACUGGGAUCAACAGUCAACGGGGAGUCCAGUAUCAAAGACCCCAGACAGCCGUGAAUGUUUCGGACGCCGAUUUCUGGAAGGAUCUCAAUGAUGGCAAAGUUGGCAACACCAGGCAGCUCAUGCAUGAUUCAGAGGAAAAUGUUGAAGUGUCGCAGUGGGCCACCAGAGACUUGCAUCCCUCGGAGGAGAAUGAGAUUGGGGAUUUCUUUGAAGAAUGCUUUAAAUCUAGUGGAAUGCAGUUAGAUAAACUCACAAACAGUGCUGCGAACUCUGCUGAAUUCCGGAGGCGGGUGAAACCGGAAAAAAGGAAAAACAGCCUUAAAGAAGAGCUGAAGGAGAAGACUAGGAAAAAGGAAAGAGGAAAUAAGACACCAGUUGUAUCUCUCCAAGCGGAAACGGAAUCUGUGAUGCAGAAACGUGCGUAUUUAGAAAACACAGCACAUUUAGAGGAAUCAGAGGAAAUGUUGGAAGAGAAGAGAAAGGAGCUCAGGGACGCUGAGAAUCUUCUGUUUUUUAAAACAAUGGCAAGAGAUGGAGGCUUUCUGCAACCUAACGUAAAAGCCCCGCCCAGUCCACGCGGAUUAACCUCACGGAAUCAUACCCUUUUUACGGGUUUUACAAAAAUGAACUCCAGGUUAUUUACACCAAGUGAUGUUGAUAAAGGCAUACUAUCAACACCCAGCCGAAGAAGCAGCGAUGCUUUUCCAGAUGAUCAUCACAACUUCAUCAGUGAAAAUCAGGCGGAGGAGAAUUUGAUGUUCUUCAGAUACAUUGCCAGAAACAAAUCCUUCUUCAAAUUCAACGAAAGCAAUUAAUAUAACUUACAAAACCUUUAUAUGGAAUAAGAAAUUAGUAUAACUUACAAAACCUUUAUAUGGAAUAAGAAAUUAAUAUUACUUACAAAACCUUUAUAUGGAAUAAGAAAUUAAUAUAACUUACAAAACCUUUAUAUGGAAUAAGAAAUUAAUAUUACUUACAAAACCUUUAUAUGGAAUAAGAAAUUAAUAUAACUUACAAAACCUUUAUAUGGAAUAAGAAAUUAAUAUAACUUACAAAACCUUUAUAUGGAAUAAGAAAUUAAUAUAACUUACAAAACCUUUAUAUGGAAUAAGAAAUUAAUAUAACUUACAAAACCUUUAUAUGGAAUUGGAAACUUUUACACAUUGUCUUAUAACCUGCAAUGUGUGAAAUAAGUUUUACAUGUAUAAAGCUUCAGUUGAGGCUCUAUAGCAAUUUGUGUAAUUUGAUGUGAAUAAAGAAUAUCAAUGCGACAGUGUU